Messenger RNA from Nematolebias whitei (Rio pearlfish), 690 nucleotides. RefSeq names its product dCTP pyrophosphatase 1 (gene dctpp1). Lineage: Eukaryota; Metazoa; Chordata; Actinopteri; Cyprinodontiformes; Rivulidae. The transcript has a single exon. The record is from RefSeq and is a predicted model, not a curated record. Gene Ontology annotation, molecular function: nucleoside triphosphate diphosphatase activity. Bases 1 to 483 code for a protein of 160 amino acids. Gene Ontology annotation, biological process: nucleoside triphosphate catabolic process.
AUGGCAACAGUCGGGAAGGAAUCACGUGAAGCAAAAGACGUUUGUGUGAACGGAGCAGCCUCGGAGACACAGGCCCAGACUGACAGCGUCACCGUCCGGCCGCAGCGGUUCGCCUUCAGCCCCGGGCCCAGCAUGGAAGAUCUCCGCAGGAUGCAGGCCGAGUUCACGGACGAGCGGGACUGGAACCAGUUUCACCAGCCCCGCAAUUUGCUCCUGGCCAUGGUGGGAGAGGUGGGUGAGGUGUCCGAGCUCUUCCAGUGGAAGGGGGAGGUGGCGGAAGGACUACCGGACUGGACCGAGUCCGAGCGCGAGCAGCUGGCGCACGAGCUGAGCGACGUCCUGAUUUACCUGCUGGAGCUGUCCGAGAAGUGUCGCGUGGACCUUCCCCAAGCCGUGCUGCGUAAAAUGGCCCUGAACCGACUGAAGUAUCCUGCGAGUAGAGUGCACGGCUCGGCCAAGAAGUACACGGAGUACAAGGACUGAGCCAUGGGGGACACCUUUUUUUGUUGUUAUUGUUGCAUUUUCCUCUGGACCUGCACUGCUGCAGAAUAUCUUGUAUAAAGACAUUCUUUGGGUCAACUUUUUUAUCUAAUCAAAAAUGUUAAGGGAUUCUUUCUAAUAUUUCCCAGAUUUGAAACGGGGAAUAAAAUAUUUGGAGGAAAAACAUUUCCAGUGUGAUUUUGUACGAGU